AUGCAACGGAAGGUCCGAGACGGCGAAUUCAAGCUUGGCUUGCUAAAGCCAGACACCUUUGCAGAAGACAGAUUACUGCGUCAGCCGCCUGGUGUGUGCAUAAUGCUUGUCAUGUACAACCGCUAUCACGACUAUGCCGCACGGCAGCUCCGUCGCAUAAACGAAAAUGGUGGGUUCUCGGUCCCAUCAAAGUAUGCUGGGGAGAAGCCCGUGGCAGUCGCACGGGAACGUGUUCCUGCAUUUAAGACAGAGGAGGAUUCCGCAGCUACUUGA
Letharia columbiana is the source of this 273-nucleotide messenger RNA. RefSeq lists its product as uncharacterized. Gene Ontology annotation, biological process: response to oxidative stress. The record is from RefSeq and is a predicted model, not a curated record. NCBI's taxonomy places the organism in Eukaryota, Fungi, Ascomycota, Lecanoromycetes, Lecanorales, Parmeliaceae. The coding region runs from base 1 to 273 and encodes 90 amino acids. The transcript has a single exon. Gene Ontology annotation, molecular function: peroxidase activity; heme binding.